CACAGUCAGAGAUGUGCUGCCGACACUUCCCACUAGCUUAUCUCCUGUUUUUAGCUCCGUUAGCUCUUUCGCUAAGUUAGUUGAUAAGCCCUGUCAGACUCACACCACCUCGACGGCGCUCAGAAAUAUUUUGGGCUGACAUCGAAAUAUAUGCAUUAUUUUAGCGUGAUGAUAUUUUGUUUCUCUGAACAUGUGGAAUAAGAGGCUUUGGGUAGUAAGGAGGUACCCUAGCUGCCAGUCUGUGCAGCUGCAGCUGUCAUCUCACCUAGCUAGUUAGCUUAGCCGCAUAGGUGAGCUUGCGACCGUUCUUCCAGGCUAACAGACUGACUGUUAAGUCAGCAAGCAGUCGCUACUUGAGAGCGGAGUGUUCUGUAAUACAUUCCCCCUUCUACUGCUAAAACGCUAUUAAACAACGUUGGGUCCUGACUGCUGUGAGAACGAAGAUGCCUUAGCCAGUAAACGUUGGUCGGUGUUUUGGAUAUUUUAAGAUCUCGUUAGCCUGAAGCCAGUUAGUUAGCUGUUGUCAUUGAGUUAUCCUCAUUAGCCAUCAGCUCAGUCGCCAUUAAAAGAAGAUUUAUACUUCUGCAUAUUUGGCAUUUUACUUUGGAUAACAUCUUGUGGGAAUGAAGAAGUUUUUUGACUCACGACGGGAGCUGGUGAGCUCGGGGCCUGGCUCAGGAGCCAGCGGAGGAAGCCUUGGUUCCGGCGGCGGGGGCAGCUUUAUCGGCCGGGUCUUUACUAUUGGAAGACAUCAAGUGACCAUCGAAGAAAUAGUGGCUGAAGGAGGUUUUGCCAUUGUUUUUUUGGUGCGAACUAAUCAGGGUCAACGGUGUGCUCUAAAACGGAUGUACGUUAACAAUGAGCACGAUCUACAAAUCUGCAAACUUGAGAUACAGAUUAUGAGGGAUCUAGUGGGCCACAAAAACAUAGUUGGCUUCCUGGAUUCCAGCAUAGCUUCAGUUGGAGCUGGUGAUGUAUGGGAAGUCCUAAUCUUAAUGGACCUCUGUCGAGGUGGACAGGUAGUCAACCUGAUGAACCAGCGAUUACAGACAGGCUUCACAGAGGCAGAAGUGUUGCACAUUUUCUGUGACACGUGUGAGGCUGUUGCGCGUUUGCACCAGUGCAAGACUCCAAUCAUUCAUCGAGACCUCAAGGUGGAAAACAUUCUUCUGCAUGACCAGGGACACUAUGUACUGUGUGACUUCGGAAGUGCCACAAACUGUUUCCAAAACCCGCAGACAGAGGGUGUGCCUGUCAUUGAGGAAGAAAUUAAAAAAUACACCACUCUGUCUUAUCGUGCACCAGAGAUGGUCAACCUCUAUGCUGGGAAGGUCAUCACAACCAAGGCAGAUAUUUGGGCUAUGGGUUGCCUACUCUAUAAACUAUGCUACUUCACGCUUCCUUUUGGGGAGAGCCAAGUUGCUAUCUGUGAUGGCAGUUUUACUAUCCCAGACAACUCACGCUACUCCCAAGAUAUGCACUGUCUCAUCAGAUAUAUGCUGGAGCCUGACCCAGACAUAAGGCCAGACAUCUAUCAAGUGUCUUACUUUGCCUUUAAACUGAAUCGACGAGAGUGUCCUGUUCCAAAUGUGCAUAAUUCGUCCAUUCCUGCAAAACUUCCCGAGCCUAUCAAAGCCAGUGAAGCAGUGGCUAAAAAGAGUCAAACCAAAGCCAGGCUCACAGACCCCAUUCCUACCACCGAAACCUCAAUAGCACCUCGACAAAGGCCCAAGGCUGGCCAGACUCAGCCACAACCUAUAUCAGGCAUUCUUCCCAUACAAGCAGCUCUGACCCCACGCAAGAGGCCCAGUAUGGCUGCUGGAUCAGCCCAGCCUAUAGGAGUCAAUGUCCCACCUUCAGCUCCAGCUGCUGCUGUUCAACCUUCUGCCAGCAUUCAGCCUCAGGUUACACCGCACGCUCAGCAGCUACUCAUCAAACAGCAGCAGGCCUCUACCUUCCUAAACCCACAAAAUAACCAACAGCAGCAACAUGAGGUGCAUGAAAGUCCAGCUGUCCAUCUGACCCCCAUCCCUGAGUGUACCGCCAUUGGGCCAGCUGAUGACACAGAUGUGUCAACUGGACGAGGGCUUCAAAAAAUAGGCUCUUUAACACCCCCCUCAUCACCAAAGAUAGCACCCAAGAGUGGACAUAGACGCAUUUUGAGCGACGUUACUCACAGUGCCAUCUUUGGGGUCCCAGUGAGCAAGUCCACCCAGCUACUUCAGGCAGCUGCAGCUGAGGCCAGCCUCAACAAGUCCAAAUCAGCAAGCACUACUCCUUCUGGCUCUCCAUGCUCAUCCCAGCAGACUGUAUAUCACCCAGCUGACACUGACACCCAAUCUGCCCGUAUUACAACGAACACUCAGCCCAGCUGGAACCCCUUCGGUGAUGAUAACUUCUCCAAACUAACAGCUGAGGAGCUGCUGAACAAAGACUUUGCAAAACUAGCUGAAAUUGCUGGUCCAGAGGAGAAGGCCACGGGUGAUAAUCUCAUUCACGGAUUCAAUUCAUUUACAGUAAAGACGGAGGAGUGUGUGGAUUCACUGAUUCCUGGGUUGGAAACACCCCAAGCCCCGCAGCACUCAGGCCAGCCAGAGUUCAUCUCUGCCAACAUGCCAGACUCUUCUUUCCUCUUGUUGCAUGGAGAGAAAGCCAAUAACGACGAGUUUGACCCUAUUCCCGUGCUCAUCUCCAAAAACUCAAAUCAAGAUGUGCAAGAGGAGAGGAACGGCUACUAUGUGCUUGGCCAGGAACACAACAAUGAAACUCUAGCAAGCGAGGCAUGCAGUCACUCCAGUGAUGAAGACCAGGGAAAAGAAGCCCGCAAAGAAGAGCAGCAGAAUUUCGGGGAAGUCACAGAAGGUCACACAUCUGCCCAUGACUGCAGUGGCUCUAGACCGCUGCUGAUUGACUCAGACGAGGAGGAAGAACAAGGAUGCACGCCUAGCCUCCACUCAUCACCAGCAUCCAAUGUGGCAUCUUCUCAACCAUCUGCUACUACCUUGCAUCCACCUACACAGAAUCAUUCCCAACUUGAUCCUGAGCCAGGUAAAGGGCCAGAGGGUGCCGCAGACAUCUUCUCAAAAGCUCCUUUUCACCUCACGCAUCAUGAAGCAGGUGACGUGUUUGCCAAUGCACCAUUUCCACGCGCCCCGCUCACCGCCCCGCAGCAGGUGGAUGUGUUCUCCCAGGCUCCGUUUGCAAGAAGAAAGGAGGCCGCAGCACCUCCCUACCCUCAUGGGGCAACAGUAGCCCCUGAACAAGAUGUGCUGGGACAGCUCACCCCACAGCUGUUCCGCCCACAAGCUCUUGCCAAAUAUUCUCGACACUUUGAGGGACAGGUGACCCCGCAGCAUGUGACCGGUCACCAAGGGGGAUUUAAUGUGAGCAAUCAAGCCACUGUACCUGCUGUAGACCCUUUUGUUAGUGCACCCUUUCAUCUUAAAGCACCGCAAGAAAAGCCCUGAUUGAUACCAGCGCUGCAGCUGGACUGCAGGCCUGCACCGAACUCCUUCCUUAAGCAACAUUAUAGUAUGCAAGACUUUUACCUUGAUUCAACAGCUUCUGGGUUUCUUGGGUGAUGCAAUGACACGUAAUAGGAGAAAUGUCCUUGCAUUGUCUAAAAUUUGCAAAGCAAGGUGGCAUGCAUGUAAGCAGCACAAACCCACCCUUGUGUUUUUGUGCCUAAACCUGAGCAGACCUUAACCAUAUACCUCUGAAUCAUCACAUCAACUGCUUACGGUUUCUGACAGUGCUCUGUCAGAAAGAACUAUUUAGACCUGAGCUGUUUACAGCAGCAAGUACACAAGUGUCAUUUAGGAUCAUUCAACUGUAUGUGAUCGCUGCUCCUCGGAAAACCAAAUUGACACUUUUCUUUUUUUUUUUUUUUCAUCUUACCCUAAUCCAAAUUUGUUAACACAAUUUCUGAAAUGAUGCAAGUGUCCUGGGGUGCACUUAGGUCAGCACAGGCUACUGUAUUUUCUUGUACCUAUUUUGUUGCUUUAAUCAUUUCCAAAUAGUUGUGGACUUUCAUAAUUUUAGUUGUCAGCCCUGUUGGUACAAGACAUCUCCACAAAGACAACAUAGCAAUCAAGCAUUUGUUUUCUUGCCUACCUCACUUUUGGCAUUUGUCCUUGUUUGAAUAUAAUCUGGCCAUGUUUGGCUGUGUCUUGAAGUCUUGUGUGUGUUAUGGUUUGAGUCAAUUACCCUUCUUUGGGGGGCAAUGGAACAUACAGUAUCUUAUGUGUUCAUUCCAUGCGGUGAAGGACCUUUCAUUAUGUAAUCAAGGAUUCUGGACACUAUUCCUUAAUCUCUUUUCAUACAUGUAGCAACCUAUAACAUGUUCCUCCAAAAACUGCAACAAUUAUAUUACACAUGCAGCACCAAGAUCAAUUCCCAUACAUUCAUUUUAUGUGCCGCUUAUCCUCACUCACUUGGGUUGUGAGGUAUGCCCGAGCCUAUCCCAGCUGUCUUUGGGCUAGAGGCGGGGAACUCGCCAAGUACAAUUACGUCUGCAGUUUGUAUCAUGCACAACCCACAUUCACCUCUUGAAAAGCACGUACUGUAGGCACCUCUGUAAUGUUCAAGUAUGCACUGACAACACCUGCAGUUUAAUAAUGCUUGUCUUUUAUCAUGAGCACUUAUUCAGUCAGGGAUUGACAUACUGUAGUAAUAAAGAUCGGUGGCCUAUUUAAUUACAUUCCUUUAGGAAACAUUUUAU
Messenger RNA from Doryrhamphus excisus (bluestripe pipefish), 4720 nucleotides. RefSeq names its product AP2 associated kinase 1a (gene aak1a). Gene Ontology annotation, molecular function: ATP binding; protein kinase activity. The record is from RefSeq and is a predicted model, not a curated record. Lineage: Eukaryota; Metazoa; Chordata; Actinopteri; Syngnathiformes; Syngnathidae. Gene Ontology annotation, biological process: protein phosphorylation.